Messenger RNA from Stegodyphus dumicola, 1465 nucleotides. Its product is annotated as ras-related protein M-Ras-like. Lineage: Eukaryota; Metazoa; Arthropoda; Arachnida; Araneae; Eresidae. The record is from RefSeq and is a predicted model, not a curated record. Gene Ontology annotation, molecular function: GTP binding; GTPase activity. Gene Ontology annotation, biological process: signal transduction. Gene Ontology annotation, cellular component: membrane.
UUAAGUAUUCAUGUUAUGUAAACAAAAAAAUGUUUCACGUCUGAUGUGUUCUUAUAUGGAAAGGCGUUUCCUUUUACGCAUAACUUACAACAUUCGGUUUUAGAUUAGCGAUAGAACUGACUCUGUCUAAUACUUUGAAAAUGCGCAAUCGGGUACUUGAAAUCUAAUAUAAAACUUACCCAUUUGAGUUGCGGAAGUACAUUACAUUUCAUAUUUUCCGUUAUUUUUAAGUAGAAAAAUUUUGCUUAUCGAUCAAAGAACAUAUAUUUAAUAUUUAUAAAUAAUCAUUUAUUGUGUAAGCUAUUAUCUCGUGUGCAUUUAAAAAUUGUGUAAACUAUCUGACAGUUUUUUAGCCAUGUCGAAACCACCAAACGAAAAUCUGACUACUUAUAAAUUAGUUGUUGUGGGUGAUGGAGGCGUCGGAAAAUCUGCAUUGACUAUUCAGUUUUUCCAAAAGCUGUUUGUUACAGAUUAUGAUCCUACCAUUGAAGAUUCUUAUAUCCAGCAUACUGAAGUAGAUGGGCAGUGGUGUGUUCUUGAUGUAUUAGAUACUGCUGGUCAAGAGGAGUUCAGUGCAAUGCGUGAACAGUACAUGCGCAAAGGUGAUGGAUUUUUGCUGGUGUAUUCUGUGACGGACAAGCAGAGUUUUGAAAACAUCCGCCAUUUCCAUACUCAGAUUCUUCGUGUCAAAGAUAGAGAUUCUUAUCCCAUGUUGCUAGUUGCUAACAAAGUUGACUUGGUGCAUUUGCGUAAAGUUACUGAAGAGCAGGGAAAAGAAUUAGCAGUCAGCUUAAAAAUUCCUUACAUUGAAACCAGUGCCAAAGAUCCUCCACUAAAUGUAGAUGCUGCAUUUCAUGAAGUUGUGAGAAUAAUCCGCAACCAACCUCCUUUAGCAGAUAAAAGGAGACGGCGCUUUUGGUUUAGAAGAGGCGGCCAUUGCACAAUUAUUUAAAAUAAAUGUGUGCUAACUUGCAGUGAUUUUUGAACAAGAAAAUGUAUUUGUAAUUGCAGAUUUAAAAUGCUUAAUGAAAAACAUUUAAAGAUGCUUGUAGUCAGUUACUAAUUUAUUUUCUAUAUUUUUAAUAUUAUUAAGCAAAUCUAAUAAUCUACUGAUGUGCACAAACAUUUUGCGCAACCAAAAAAUGUGCAAAAAUAGCUACUAGUCAAAAUGAUGAAUAUUUGUACUCAAAACAUUGUUUUCUGAAAAUUUAUCUUAUAUUCAUCAUAUGCAUUUAAGCUAAAAUUUAGAUUAUAAUUGUGUUUGGUACUUUCUGAUUGUCUGCAUUCCCAGUUUAGCAUUCAUCAGAACUGUUAAGAUUUUGGUAUAUUUUUGAGUUUAUGCAAGGCAAAACUCACAUGCACUUACUUGUGUUGCAGAUGAGAUUGAGUAAGACCAAAUUUUGUUGUAAUUCAGUAAAAAAAAAAAAAAAAAAAAAAAGUCUUUGAAUACAGGUUGAAAAUUGAA